AUUUGAGUAGACAUCUUCCUGUAAGACUCACUAGUUCUAAGUUACCUGGCUAGACAUCUACAAACAGGCACUAUACAGAAAGGCAUUCUUGCAGCAGUUAAGCUAGCUGUGCAGUGACUAAUGUCAUGGUAUGAAAUAUAAAGAUUUUUCUUAGCUUUCAAGACCCUACAGAAUUUUAGUCAGUUAUCUACAUAUUUCCAAUUAGUUCACAUGCCAUUAGUACUCAGUACUUUUUACCCCCCUGGCACUUUGUCCAUUUAGAGCAACUUUCAUGUAAUCUGUAAAGUAAUUAGCACUUCUGUCUUCAGAUCCUUCCACAAGAUAAUUCUGACAUAACACACAAAUUAGAUAAUAUUUGAUAUACAGGCUGAAGGGCAGCUGGAGAAAAUUGGUAUUAUAAUUAGAAAUCAAACCCAUUCCCUAUAUGUUUUCUGUUGCUCCGGGGCUUUUCUAAAAUGUAAGCCAAGGAAUUGCUUUUCAACAUAUUAAGAUUUCUAGUCUAUUUAAAGGAAUGGUAGGCAGAAAUAAGUUCAAUCAGUUUAAAAAAAAACAAAAACACACAUUCUGUAUUUACACUGUGUAUCACAGUUCAACCAAAAUUAUGUUUGAAUGAUUCCAUGAGGAUAAGCUUGUAUAUAUUCUUUUAUAAUUCUCAAAUCAGACUGGUUCACAGAACAGUUACUUGCCCCGUGUCUGAAAACAGAAUUAAACAGAAUGUACACACUUGGUUUUUUAUACAUGUGUGUAUAUAUAUAUAUGUAUGUCAUGCAAUUAUAGAAACACUGUAUUAUAUAGAAACUUUCAGGCUUCUGUAUUAGAAAUUAGGAGCUAGACUAAAACUUCAGUUCUGCAGCUCAUCUUCCAAACUAGAUAUUAAAACAAUAAAAAGGAAAAAUUUCUGUGGACGAGCACAUUGAAAAUUUGAACAAUGUGUACAAGUACUGUACAAAUUUGUAAGUGCCAGAUUUAAAAAAAAAAAAGAAAACAUCACAUAUGCUAGUUCUGACAGAAAAAAGAGACACAAUCAGACCAAAAAACAGGUGCUGCUUGAACCACAGUCUCAAUGUAACAAUUGUUCGAGACAACCCAGAGCAUGAGAGUACUUCAAAAAGAAGCGUUUCUCCUACUGCUUCAACCAGAACUGCUCAUAGCAACCUCUGAUGUGGACAUAAUCUGACACAAAGAUACUAUCCACCCAUUUUGUUCUUCCCAUGGGAACAGUUCAGCUUCUAAGUGCAUCUAUCCAGUACACAUGCUUCUACAACACAAAUUUCAAAUAAAUUGUAAAACUCAAACAACAUAAGUUUUUCAUGUAGACAGAACUUACAAAGCUGAGCCAAAAUACUGGUUAGAGAAAGGAAAGAAAAUACCAAUUAAUAGUGCUAAUGAAGAAAAAAACCACAGCAAGUUUCCACAGUUAGCACUGCUGAUCCCAAGUAUAUACUACUGGAGUGUUUUCUUUAGGUGUUACCCUCCUCUGAAAGCUAGAGUUAAAAAUCCAACAGAAGAAACCCUUAAAAUUACUGAAAUGUGAAGCACAAGAACAUAUCUACAAAUCAGGUGACAAAACCACCUGAUAUAUGGAAUCUGCAGUGAAACACACAUAUAUUAUGGCCCAAAAAUGAUUUUUAAUUUUUCAACUGUUCAGAGUGUCUGCAUUUGCCAUGGGUUGCUCCUAUCAGGAAGACCACAGGGAUGUAGAAAAAAACCACUUGUGUUCACAUUGAGCGUAAGAAAAGUUAAUCUUCUUGAACACAGCACAUACAUACUUCACAUGUCCAAUCAGCUCCUUGAACAGAAAUACUAAGGGCACAUGCAUAUGUUUAUUUACAUUUUGGUCAGGAAAUAUAACAAGGUAUUAUUCCCACAAAAGUAGGGGUAAGAAAACAACCAGAGUCCAUGUGGCAUCACCUAGUCACCUUAAUUUUGCAGAAAUAUUCAUAAGUGAGAAAUUAGGGCUCUUUAGAGCCACAUCUUUUAACAAAAAUUUCUAAAGGAAAAGAGCACAUAAUCUAGAUACAGUGUACAGCUUCCGAGUCAAACAGCUCAAUUUGCAAUCUCAAGGCCAGUGGGCAAUAAUUUCUGUUUCUGAAACAAAACACAGCACUCCUCAGCUCUAUUAUAGACACUGCUUUCUUUGGACCCCAGGAAAGCUGCUUGGUUACUAUAGCAACAGAUACAGGGGAAAGCUUUUCAUUUGUAAAUGGCCACUGCUUUAAAAUCAUACAUGCUAUUUUCCCCACACCUUUUAAUAUGAAUCAAAUAGAGAGUAGAAUUAUGAAAGCCAGUAGAGUAUACAAGAGCACUUAAAAUAUACAAGUUGAUUUGAUGACAAUUUUACUAGUAGCACUUCUCACCCAACCAAGUAUGUUAGAAAUAUUUACAAAAUAAGACUCAGGUCUUACAAAAUAAUAAAUAUGAAAAACAUUAAAUAACACAUCCAAACUGUCAAUAGUACAGCAAUUAUUCACCCCUUACUGUUUUAGUAUAUCUGUACAAUGAAGGUUUAUAUUCUGGUAGGGAAGGAGGAACACAUAACAGAGUACAAUUCAAUUCACUCAAGUCUGCUGCCUUGCUAAUGAAAUCAGCACUCUAAAUCAGAAUAAGCUUAAAUGAGACAAUUUUUACUAAUUGUUGACAACAAAAGUUUCAUAAUGGGCAACACAUGUACCUUGCAACCCGCCUGUAUUAAAAGCAAACCCACAUAAUCUUUCCUCAAGAUGUAAUUUACUCACAGGGAACUAAAACCAAAGCAGAACAUAUUACAAUUUCAUUAAAACAGACUGCUUGACAUCCUACUGAGAUAGUUCUAAACCAGCACUUUCACAAUCCAAGUAUUCAGUUGCCUUUUAAUCUGUCUACUACAAACAAAUGUUAGGUGUAACACCAGAUAUUUGCAACUUGUAGCAAUCUUGUUCCAACCAGAGUUUACUUUUGGCUCACUUCCGGCAGAAAGUUACUAUGCCUCUGCACUAAUAAAAAUAACUUCUACAUAAGAGCAGCUCUGCAGUAACUCCAUAAACACCAGGCUCACAAACAAAAUCACAAGAGACCAGAAAUCAGGUACAGAACCUGAGGGUAUAUAUCACUGCUGCAAUGAACAAGACCUUUCUCCCAACUCCUUAAUUUCUCACGCCAAUUUGUUAAGGCCACUUCUCUGAUGUGCUGCAUUUACCAUUGAAGCUUACCAGUAGCUUUAUUCCCUCGUUCUUUUAUACAGCCUUAUACAAAGAUAACAAGUUAUAGGAUAACUUAUGGAAGGCUAAAGUUAUCAGGAGCAGAUAAGCAAAGCCUGCAGUUGAAUAGAAGUGUCCUGCUGUUCCAAUUACAAAUUAAAAUAAAUUGCACAGGAAUUAAGGAAAUUUAAACUCUUAAUAAGAUUACCUGUGAUGAAAAAAACAACUGACAAACAACAAAACUCUCUGGCUCUCAGUGCAACUGAAAAGAUUCCCCCCAGUCUGUAAGUCUACAGUUUCUGGAUUCUCAAGAUUUUACUCCAUUUAAUCACUGCUCAUGCCUUCCAUCAUAGAAUCUAGAUACCAUUAUGUAUUUAGGACUAAGGGCCGCCGUCUGUUUUAUUCCAUAAUCUCUUUGCUUUCCCUUACUGAGUGUUUUUCAAACAAAACUCAUUAAACAAAGUACUCCUUUAUUCUCGGGUAGAUGGAACUAAGAGAGGGAACAAACAGCAGUAAUGCACUUGCUGUGGAGAACAGAAAAAAACAACAUUCCAAGAAAUUUUGUUAAUACAUGCCAAUGCAGUUUUAUAUGAGAAGGGAUAGUUUCAUUCAAGAGAAACUGCAUUUUCCAGGACAUCUACAGUGAAGAAAACAUCUCAGACCUCACAACCAACAACGGUCGGUCACUGCCUGGCUACAAAGCUCCCAGUUACUCACUUCCACGAGAGAACAGGCAGACAAAAGGUGACAGAAGAUAACCACCAUGGCAUCAGCAAGUCUGCAGUUCUUUGCUUUUAUUCUGGCUUUGUUUGGUGCUUUUGGAGAUAUCGCAGCCACCUUGCUACCAAACUGGAAGGUAAAUGCAGACGUUGGCUCAAAUAUCAUAACCGCUAUAACACAGAUGCAAGGACUUUGGAUGGACUGCACAUGGUACAGCACUGGGAUGUUCAGCUGCACCCUGAAAUACUCCAUUCUCUCUCUCCCCGUCUACAUCCAGGCUGCACGGACCACCAUGGUACUGUCGUGUAUCCUAUCAGCCUUUGGGAUCUGCAUCACCACAGUCGGAAUGAAAUGCACAAAGUUGGGAGGGGACAGUGACAGCAAAAAUAAUGCUUGUUUUGUUGGAGGAAUCUGCUUCAUUCUUGCAGGAAUCUUUGGAUUAGUACCAACAUGCUGGUACACGAGAGAAAUUAUUUCAAAUUUCUUGGACCAGAGCGUUCCAGAGAGUAGUAAACAUGAACCCGGAGCAGCAGUUUAUACCGGAUUCAUCUCAGCAGGGUUUCUGCUUAUCGCAGGUGUGAUCUUCUGCUCUUCCUGUUUUAAAAGGCAGCAAGGAGCAUGGAUUUACCCUCCAAAGCAGCACCAUUUCCCAUCCACAGAGCAGGAGAGCAAUGCAGGUUACAGUCUGAAAGACUAUGUAUAAAUAGUUAUUUCUAUCCUUUGAAGUAUUUCUAUUCAUUUAAGGGGUUUUUUUUGUGUGUUAAGUGUAUUUUGAUUAUUUCAAAGAAUGUAUAACAUAGCACUUAACUGUUCCUAUAUCUGGGUUGCAGUUAUGCUUAUGCAAGGUAUUUCAUUUACAGAGGCAUCCACAAAAAGGAAGAAGUAGGAAAAGAUACUUGUCUGCUACAAGAGUACUUUAUUUUGUUGAUUUUUCAAACCCUUCUUUCUGACUUUCCAAGUAACCCUUACUGAAGAAAAAUAAACUAUUUUAAAAACAUAACUGACUGUACAACUCACGCAUCAAUGUCUUGUUACAGCAAAGAUGAUUAAAAACUAACUUUCUGCUUAGUGAA
Catharus ustulatus (Swainson's thrush) is the source of this 4969-nucleotide messenger RNA. It is a transcript of the gene CLDN20, whose product is annotated as claudin 20. The record is from RefSeq and is a predicted model, not a curated record. NCBI's taxonomy places the organism in Eukaryota, Metazoa, Chordata, Aves, Passeriformes, Turdidae. The transcript has 2 exons. Gene Ontology annotation, molecular function: structural molecule activity. Gene Ontology annotation, cellular component: plasma membrane; bicellular tight junction. Gene Ontology annotation, biological process: cell adhesion; bicellular tight junction assembly. The coding region runs from base 3940 to 4599 and encodes 219 amino acids.